This is a messenger RNA of Didymella exigua CBS 183.55, 1357 nucleotides long. RefSeq lists its product as uncharacterized. The record is from RefSeq and is a predicted model, not a curated record. Gene Ontology annotation, cellular component: plasma membrane. Gene Ontology annotation, molecular function: acetate transmembrane transporter activity. Lineage: Eukaryota; Fungi; Ascomycota; Dothideomycetes; Pleosporales; Didymellaceae. Bases 183 to 1157 code for a protein of 324 amino acids. The transcript has 4 exons.
GCCCACGCUGCUCUUUCACCCGGUCUGGAGACAGCGUAUGGGGAAAUGAUUUGAGUGGGCCGCUUUAGCACCUGAUGCAGCCAAUUACCUCCCCUUAGCAUCGGACUAGAUUCGAGACGGAGCAGACGGCCCAUGGCAUACGUCGUUUACCAAAGCUCCCUGCAUGGUCUGUUUGCAAAUAAAUGAACUGCCUUCCCCAGAUUCGUCCUCUUCCCCAGACUCCUCCAACCACUCUCCGACUUGACCUUUCUCAGCAGGAACAGUCUCGAGCAGUCACAAUGGCAACAGCACAUGAACACAACGUCCAACGCGGCCCCAGCGUUGACAAGGAGACCAAUGGUGUCGACUAUGCACAAAACGGCAGCAACGGUGCUGCGCAGAGGAGGCCAUACGAUUAUGGUGGUAAUCCCCUCGCACACGUUGCUACCAACGACCCCGAGCUCCGCCUUGCUGCCUUCGGUGGUGAAUUCCAGCCCGGACUAUACCGCCCACCGAGCCACAAGUUCGCCAACCCUGCUCCUCUCGGUCUCUCAGCUUUUGCUCUCACCACCUUCGUCUUGUCGUUGAUCAACGUCAAUACACGAAGCAUUGGCUCGCCCAGUAUUGUUGUUGCUCUCGCCUACGGCUAUGGAGGCCUCGUCCAGCUUCUCGCUGGUAUGUGGGAGAUGGCCGUCGGUAACACCUUUGGUGCCACCGCUCUCUCGUCCUACGGAGGUUUCUGGUUGUCAUUCGCCAUCAUUCUGACCCCCGGCGGUUUCGCGAUCGAGACCGGUCUUGCUAAGAUCAGCGAGGCUACUUUUCUCAACUCCUUCGGCCUGUACCUGAUGGGAUGGUUUUGUUUUACCACGAUUCUCCUGCUUUGCACCCUGCGCUCCACUGUGGCAUUCUUCUCGCUCUUCUUCACGCUUGAUUUAGCAUUCCUUCUGCUUGGUAUCGGCUACCUUAACAACAAUGGCGUACACCCUCAGGAGCAAUGUAUAAUUGCUGGUGGUGCCUUUGGCCUCAUGGCCGCGUUUCUUGCCUGGUAUAAUGCCCUUGCCGGUCUUGCCGACAGCUCAAACAGCUUCUUCGUUAUCCCCGUAGCUCACUUCCCCUGGUCCGACAAGGGCCGCGAGCGUCGUGAGAAGGUCGACAACUCUGCCCACCGCGCCGCUUAAGCGAACUAUGCUUCGCAUCCUCCAUCGCCGCCGAUUGACUGGGGAGGCAGAAUAAUGAAUCAGUCUCAUAUUUACGACUGAUGGAUACGGAAGUUGAUCAUUUGGAUACCCCCGACGACGAUGGACUAUAAUAUUGCUUACACACUGACAUUGAAUAUGAGCUGCUAUGUACGCCAUUAAUACUAUUUACUACAACUACA